Molecule: messenger RNA, 743 nt
Organism: Gilbertella persicaria
Lineage: Eukaryota; Fungi; Mucoromycota; Mucoromycetes; Mucorales; Choanephoraceae
Exons: 2
Source: RefSeq, a predicted model, not a curated record
UUGUUUGUUAUAAAUUUUCGAGGAUAUUAUCCGCAACCGAAAGACACUACUAGCACCACUACUGAUUUGAAUUUGUAUGCGACUUAUUUGGAAAUCAUGUUAAAACAAAAGCACAUCGCACAGCGUCUGACUGCAACAACAAAAAACUCACUAAAUGCACUGAUUAGUAACAUGUCCUUAAGUAAUGAAGAUAAUGGGUUAAAACACAAAGCAAGCACACAAUUAGAAAAAUUGCGACUGUUACCUUUCAGAAAGAUAAAAUUCAACAGCAAGCUCUAUCAUGAUCAAAAUGAUGCCAAUUUGGUUCAACGGCUAAAGCUAAAGUUUGGGAAAAACUCGAUUUUAGUGAUAGGUAAUUGGUCUGCUCCGAAUACGAAAUUCCAGGAGCCCACAAGAAGUAAAGGCCUAAUCAAAAUGUUGAAGAAGGCAGGAUUUACUGUUCUUUUAAUCGACGAGUUUAAAACGUCCUCAUAUUGCCCUACUUGCGAAAGCGAACUGGAGACAUUCAAGACUGUUGUCAACCCUCGCCCAUACAAAAGAGCCGAUGCACCAACUGUUGAAUGUCACGGUUUAUUAAGGUAGUUUUGAAUUUAACAUAACAAUCGUUUUCCGUAACUAAAUUUUCAUUUGUCUAAUUUCUUUUUUUACUUCGUCCAAAAAAGGUAAGCUAAACAUCUGAAAAAUAAUUUUGAUUCGUCCAAAAAAAAUUUAACAUCGUCUGAAUUUGAAGUAGAAAUACUGUA